Messenger RNA from Ipomoea triloba (trilobed morning glory), 2269 nucleotides. Its product is annotated as 9-cis-epoxycarotenoid dioxygenase NCED1, chloroplastic-like. The record is from RefSeq and is a predicted model, not a curated record. Gene Ontology annotation, molecular function: carotenoid dioxygenase activity. Gene Ontology annotation, biological process: carotene catabolic process. The transcript has a single exon. The coding region runs from base 90 to 1925 and encodes 611 amino acids. Lineage: Eukaryota; Viridiplantae; Streptophyta; Magnoliopsida; Solanales; Convolvulaceae. Gene Ontology annotation, cellular component: chloroplast stroma.
CUGUCUCUUCUUUCAACACUCUUUGAACCAAAAAGGGCACUCAAACACCCACUUCUUGUGGUGCUAAAACACACCAAAAAUAGAGAGCCAUGACCAAUGCCACCACCACUACAACUACAAAUCCCCCUUGGGUUAAUAAGCCCAAAUUGAGCAGUCUUAGAAGAAUGGGUUGUUCUUGGAGUCACCUUUCAUUUUCACCCCAAAAGCCCAGCAGUCAAGAAUUGAGAUUGAAAAUUAACUGCUCUGCUCAAUCUGUGCUCCAUUUCCCAAAGCAAUCUUCUGCUCCUCCCACUGUUCCAACUUCCAAUUCAACUGCCAUAACUACCAUUUCUUGCCCUAAAGAAGCCAAACCUGAUUCUUGGUUUUCCGGCGGGUGGAAUUUGGUGCAGAGAGCUGCAGCGGCGGCGUUGGAUGCGGUGGAGGGAAAGCUAACAGAGCAUGAACUCGAACACCCUUUGCCGAGAACGGCCGACCCACGAGUCCAGAUCGCCGGAAACUUCGCGCCGGUGCCGGAGCAGCCAGUUUGCCAUUCACUUCCGGUGGCCGGAAAAAUCCCGGAGUGCAUAAACGGAGUCUACGUCCGGAACGGGGCGAACCCGCACUUCGAGCCCGUCGCCGGCCACCACUUCUUCGACGGCGACGGGAUGGUCCACGCCGUCAAUUUCAAAAACGGCGCCGUUAGUUACGCCUGCCGGUUCACGGAGACCCAGAGGCUAGUCCAAGAAAAGGCGUUGGGUCGACCCGUUUUCCCCAAAGCCAUCGGAGAACUCCACGGCCACUCCGGGAUUGCAAGAUUAAUGCUUUUCUACGCCCGCGGCAUCUUCGGCCUUCUCGAUCACAGCAAGGGCACCGGCGUGGCAAACGCCGGCCUAGUUUUCUUCAACAACCGAUUACUCGCCAUGUCGGAAGACGACAUCCCCUACCACGUCGCCAUCACCCCCGCCGGCGACCUGAAAACCGUGGAAAGAUACGAUUUUGACGGGCAAUUAAAAUCCACCAUGAUCGCCCACCCCAAGCUCGACCCAAUCUCCGGCGAGCUUUUCGCUCUCAGCUACGACGUCAUCCAAAAACCCUACCUCAAAUACUUCCGGUUCUCCAAAACCGGGUCAAAAUCCCCGGACGUCGAAAUCCCGGUGCCCGACCCGACAAUGAUGCACGACUUCGCCAUCACCGAAAAUUUCGUCAUCGUCCCCGACCAGCAAGUGGUGUUCAAGAUCUCCGAGAUGAUCCGCGGCGGCUCGCCGGUGGUGUACGACAAAAACAAGGUUUCCCGGUUCGGAGUACUAAACAAGUACGCUAAAGACGCAUCGGAGAUGAAAUGGGUCGAAGUUCCCGACUGUUUCUGCUUCCAUCUCUGGAACGCUUGGGAAGAGCCCGAAACCGAUGAAAUCGUGGUAAUCGGGUCGUGUAUGACCCCACCGGAUUCCAUUUUCAACGAAUGCGAUCAGGGGCUAAAAAGCGUCUUAUCAGAAAUCCGGCUAAAUUUGAUGACCGGAAAGUCCGUAAGAAAACCCAUAAUUCAGACCCCCUCAGAGGAGGUCAAUUUGGAGGCCGGAAUGGUAAACAAAAACAAGCUAGGUCGGAAAACCAGGUACGCAUAUUUAGCCAUAGCAGAGCCAUGGCCCAAAGUCUCCGGGUUCGCAAAAGUCGACCUUUUCGCCGGCGAGGUCAAGAAAUUCAUCUACGGCGACGAAAAGUACGGCGGCGAGCCUCUUUUCCUCCCCAAAAGCGCCGAUUCCGAGGCGGAAGACGACGGCUACAUCUUAGCCUUCGUGCAUGACGAGAAGACAUGGAAAUCCGAGCUGCAAAUCGUGAAUGCACAGACCCUUCAUCUUGAAGCCUCUGUGAAGUUGCCAUCGAGAGUCCCUUACGGUUUCCAUGGCACAUUUAUCUCUGCCAAUGAUCUGUCCACCCAGGCCGUGUAAAAUACAGAGUUUCAGAGCAAUAUUGCCAUGGCAGGGGAGACUUACCAGAGGGAUGAUUAUACAUCCCCGGAAUCUCCCCUGUUCCAUAAUUUUCUUGUUUUUUUUUGCCAUUUUGAGUUUUUUUUUUUGUUCUUAGACACCAGUUUGUAGCUCUGUGGGUGUAUUUACAAUGGGAGCUCAGCUGGUUUCUGCUUAUUAUUGUUACAUUCUGCAUGAGAGUGAUGAGUAUAUACUUGUAGGAAUUAAUGUGCAUUGAAAUGAUCUCUACUUCUUUGUAAUUCCAUGCACUUGUAUAGUUGUAUUUUCAACAAGUUAAUAAUGUUCAGUUUUUGACUUUGGUGAUU